Molecule: messenger RNA, 2415 nt
Organism: Heteronotia binoei (common prickly gecko)
Lineage: Eukaryota; Metazoa; Chordata; Lepidosauria; Squamata; Gekkonidae
Product: zinc finger protein 397-like
Exons: 7
Coding region: 339-2276 (645 amino acids)
Biological process (GO): regulation of transcription by RNA polymerase II
Molecular function (GO): RNA polymerase II cis-regulatory region sequence-specific DNA binding; DNA-binding transcription factor activity, RNA polymerase II-specific
Source: RefSeq, a predicted model, not a curated record
GACUUCCUGAAGUCCGAUACAGGUGUGACUGCAGAACAAAAAGGCCUUUGAAGAGAAGCCCAGGACAAAUAGAAGUGUGGAGCCCUGCUAGAUCCAGUGGAGCCCAGGGAAAAACUUCCUGUGUGAAGCAGAAGCAUCUUUGAAGGAUGGCCAUGGGAUACUGGUAGACAAAACAGCAAGUUUGGGUCCCAUCAACCCAGAGGCCAGUUCACCCUCUUAGAGGAAUGUAAAGCCUGUCGAGAAGGCCAUUUGGGACUAAGGGCUUCCGUCAAGAAUCAACCUGACUGGAGAACCAUCACUUGUUUUCUGGGUCUGGAUUUGUGAGAAUACAGCCAGGAAUGAAUAUGAUAAAGGAGCAAAAGUCUGCAAACGCAGAACAAGAAGAAGGCCCAGGGGAAACUAUCAGGAUCGUUCAUCCUGAAGAUACAGCGGAGCAGCCCAGAUGGAGAGCAUGGCAAAAGGGCAGAGAGGAACCACAGUGGAACGCUCAGUGGCAGGACUUCUUGAGGAGGCUGGAUUCCCCUCAUGUUCGGUGGGAGAAGAACCCUAGUCCCUGGGAAGACACCAAGGCCUUCCUGGCUUCCUUUGAGCAAGUGGCCCAAGCCUGCCAGUGGCCUCGGGACGAGUGGGCGGCCCGCCUCCUGCCGGCGCUGAGCAGAGAAGCCCAGCAGGCCUUUGAAAGCCUGGAGGCUGAAGACAGGGAGGAUUAUGGGAAAGUGAAGGUGGCCAUCUUGCGCAGGGAAGCCAACCGCAUGGAAACGCUGCGCCAGCACUUCCGGCAAUUCCGCUCCCAGGAGGUGGAAGACCCCCGCCGGAUUUACAGCCAGCUUCAGGAGCUUUGCCGGCGUUGGCUGAGGCCGGAGAGGCACUCGAAGGAGCAGAUUCUGGAGCUGCUGAUCCUGGAGCAGUUCCUGGCCAUCCUGCCGCCGGAGCUGCAGAGCUGGAUCAGGGCUGGGGAGCCAGAAACUUGUGCCCAGGCCGUGGCCCUGGUCGAGGAUUUCUUGCUGAGCCAGCAAGAGGCUGAAGCAGAGAAAUGGCAGGAGGUCUGCCUGGAUUCCCUGGAGGCAGAGGAGGAGUCCUCAGACGCUGGGCAGAGAGAGAUCUAUGAGGAUGUUGAACAGAAUGGCAACAAAGAAAGCCAUUUGCCGGGCAAGGGAACCAAAUGCCUGAAUGGCUCCAGUCCAUCGCUUUCGCCUGAAGGACAGGAAGAGGCUGGAAUUGGGCAGAAGGAGGGUCUGAUGAAGGUCCAGGAGGCAGGUGCGGCUGUCCGUGUGAUCGAACAGAACCCAACUGAACUUGGCCCAAGGACCAUGUUUUGGCAAGUCCUGCAGGAAGACGGGGAGAAUGUCGAUUCUUUGGAGGUUUUGGUUCCUAAACCUGACCUCCUUUCCCAUCCAGAAAAAGAGGAUGUGAUGUUUAUCCAGUUUCCGGAGGAAAAAGAGAGACUCACAGGCCGAGGCUCAGGUGGCAGGAAAGAGACUCAACUUAAGGUGAAGAAUUCCCAGCACAGGGAAAGCGAGCCGGAGGAUACAGUGCUGGACUUAACCGAGGAGUUCGAGACGACACCGGCGAUUCAAGAGCGAAGAUACAAAUUCCAAAAGCUGGCAGGGAGAAAGCUUGUGAAGGGAAGGGACAAGGAAUCCAGCAUGUUCACAGGAAUUCAUAUGGCAACCAAUAGCAAAACCCCAGUGCAUCAGAGUCCCAGCAUGCCCUUGGCCUCUAAGUACGGGAGACGAUGCCGCUACAAAUCAGGACUUGUCAUGAUCCGUGAUGGAGAGGACUCUUAUGAAUGCCCUGUGUGGGAGGAAGAUUUUCAGCAAAAUCCUUACCUUUGUAAUGAGCCAAGAAGCCAUCCGGGGACCGAUUACUCUGACGGGUGGAUGAACUUGCACCAAGGAGAGGCGUUGCUCCGACAUCCGAGCGCCUAUCCGGUGGAGAAUGGCUACGAGUGCUCUGAAUGCGGGAAGAACUUAUCUUGCAGAAGGACGCUCAAGGCCCACAAGAGAAUCCACACCGGAGAGAGACCCUACGAAUGUUCUUACUGUGGGAAAUUCUUCAGCCACAGCAUGAAUUUGAAGCGGCACCAGAAACUUCACACGGGCGAGAGCCUAUACGAAUGCCCCGAGUGCGGCAAGACCUUUUACCGGCGCGAUAAAUUCAUUGAGCAUCAGAGGAUUCAUACGGGGGAGAGACCUUACAGGUGUCUUCAGUGCGGAAAAAGCUUUAGCCAUAGGGGGACGCUGGUCAGCCACCAGAGAAUCCACAUUGGGCGUUGACAGAGCUUAGACUGCGAAUGUGGAAUUUUUGUCAGAGACUGAUAGCAAAUCUUAUUGUUAUACACCUGAGAAUCCCACAGGCAAAGAAGCCUGUUUUAAAAAAAAAAACCCUGGGAGCAUCACAUGAACACAUCUAAAA